Messenger RNA from Scophthalmus maximus (turbot), 2862 nucleotides. It is a transcript of the gene pparg, whose product is annotated as peroxisome proliferator-activated receptor gamma. Gene Ontology annotation, cellular component: nucleus. The transcript is spliced from 9 exons. NCBI's taxonomy places the organism in Eukaryota, Metazoa, Chordata, Actinopteri, Pleuronectiformes, Scophthalmidae. Bases 104 to 1762 code for a protein of 552 amino acids. Gene Ontology annotation, biological process: positive regulation of transcription by RNA polymerase II; regulation of lipid metabolic process; cell differentiation. The record is from RefSeq and is a predicted model, not a curated record. Gene Ontology annotation, molecular function: nuclear receptor activity; zinc ion binding; RNA polymerase II cis-regulatory region sequence-specific DNA binding.
GGAGGAGGAGAGGGGCACAGGACUGUCAAAGUGUCACACUGUCAAACGUGGGUCCAUUCAGUGUGUCUGCGGGGCCACGCUGGGACGGGUGUGUGACUUUGACAUGCAAACACCAGGCAGAGACUUUCACCAUCAGUGCGGUCACACGUUCCCAGUAGACAUGGUGGACACCCAGCAGCUCCUGGCCUGGCCUGUCGGCUUCAGCCUGAGCGCGGUGGACCUCUCGGAGCUGGACGACAGCUCGCACUCGCUCGACAUGAAGCAUUUGUCCACGUUGGACUACGCCUCCAUCUCCUCCACCUCCAUCCCUUCCCCUCUGUCUCCCACGCACGUGUCCUCCAUCUCUUCCGUUGGCGUGGCCUACGACCCCAGUCCGCCGCAGAGCGAAGAGCACCUGACGAACAUGGACUACACAAACAUGCACAGCUACCGGGCAGAGCCGAUCAUGCACAAUUCAAUCAAGCUGGAGCCAGAGUCGCCGCCUCAGUACUCGGACAGUCCCGCGUUCUCCAAGCUCCAGGACGACGCGUCGGCGACAUCGCUGAACAUCGAGUGCCGUGUGUGUGGGGACAAAGCCUCCGGGUUUCACUAUGGCGUCCAUGCCUGCGAGGGCUGUAAGGGUUUCUUCAGACGCACAAUCAGGUUAAAGUUGGUGUACGAUCACUGCGAUCUGCACUGUCGCAUCCACAAGAAGUCGCGCAACAAGUGCCAAUACUGUCGCUUCCAGAAGUGCCUCAAUGUCGGCAUGUCACACAACGCUAUUCGUUUUGGCCGAAUGCCCCAGGCAGAGAAGGAGAAACUGCUGGCUGAGUUCUCGUCUGACAUGGAGCACAUGCACCCGGAGGCAGCCGAUCUGAGGGCUCUGGCCCGGCAUCUGUACGAGGCCUAUCUGAAAUACUUCCCCCUCACCAAGGCCAAGGCUAGGGCCAUCCUCUCCGGGAAGACCGGAGACAACGCGACGUUUGUCAUCCAUGACAUGAAGUCUCUAAUGGAAGGAGAGCAGUUCCUCAACUGCAGGCAGAUUCCCAUCCAGGAGCACCAGCAGCAGCCCUCUGUCCUCACAGCGGGACACGGAGGGCUCACAGAAAUUUACAUGGGGCCAGAGUGUGGCGUUUUGGGAAUGACGAGCAUCAGCGGGCAGGGGCCGACGAACGCUGUGGAGCUACGCUUCUUCCACAGCUGCCAGUCGCGCUCGGCCGAGGCCGUGAGAGAAGUGACGGAGUUCGCCAAGAGCAUCCCCGGAUUCACUGAUCUGGAUCUCAAUGAUCAGGUAACCCUGCUGAAGUACGGUGUGAUAGAGGUGUUGAUCAUCAUGAUGGCACCUCUGAUGAACAAAGACGGGACCCUGAUCUCCUACGGACAGAUCUUCAUGACGCGGGAGUUCCUCAAAAGUCUCAGGAAACCUUUCUGUCAAAUGAUGGAACCAAAGUUUGAGUUCUCCGUGAAGUUCAACACGCUGGAGCUGGACGACAGCGACAUGGCGCUGUUCCUGGCUGUCAUCAUCCUCAGCGGAGACCGUCCAGGCCUUCUGAACGUGAAGCCCAUCGAGCAGCUCCAGGAGACGGUGCUUCAUGCGCUCGAGCUGCAGCUGAAGCUAAACCACCCGGACUCUCUGCAGCUGUUCGCCAAGCUGCUCCAGAAGAUGACCGACCUGCGUCAGAUCGUCACGGACCACGUCCACCUCCUCCAGCUGCUGAAGAAGACCGAGGUGGACAUGUGCUUACACCCGCUGCUGCAGGAGAUCAUGAAGGACUUGUAUUAGGAUUUAACGGAAGAGAACAAACAGUGGGAAGAAAAGUUCAAAAAUAGACAAACAAAAAAAGAUUUUUAUUUAAAAAAAAUCGUGGGUUGAUGGUGUGUCGAAAAAGGUCAGACAGGCUGACUGAAAUUGAGAAAGAGAUGGGGGGGAGGGCAUCAAGGAAAGAAAGACAGAAUGUGAAUCUUGUCUAGACGGCAACAUGUGUAUAACUCGCGGCACACAGUCAUUUAGCCACUGCUGAGCCUGGACAUUUUGUCAUGAGUAGGCUGCCAACUUAAAUACGAAACUACCACCUAUUGCACCAAUCAGGAUGAGCGUUUGUGACUAACUGAGAGAGUGGGGACUUUCUUAUUGGCAAGCUCAGGCAUAGAAAUAUGAACGCUCAAAUGCAGCCUGCUUCAAGUGCCUUGACAUGUAUCACUGUGAAUAUUUCACACCUCGUGUCCUACAGCACAGUGUGUGUUGUCGUUCAUGUGCAGCUUAUCUACAUGUUGCAUUACAAGUGUCAGAGGCAGCGACAAUGUAUAAGUGCUUCAGUACCUCUGGGAACACGCAGAAAUGCGUGAAUGCUCACACACACACACACACACACACGUACUCAAACAAACAAUGCACAGACAAGUCAUUUUCAAUAUUUUGGCAUCAGGGUGAAGGUGCCGUCUCUUUUUAAUCAACUUAAUCCAAAGACAGAAAUCAGAUGUAACAUGUUUUAAUCCCGGUCACCUGCAGAAACUGUGAGAAAGUAUUGAGGGCAACAAAAGGGCACAUUACCCUGAUGAUGUCCGCUCUUCGUUGAAAUAUGAGUCUAUGUCAUAUUGUGCCUUUUGCGAUUUUGAUGUUUGACUUUGUUGUGAAAUGAAUGCCAUUAAUAAAAUAUUAUAUAUUAUACAUAUAUAAUGUGUAAUGUAUAUUCACUUGUAUUAUUUUCAUACAGAUGUGUCAAAGUUGAAGUUGUUUUAUUUCAAAUUCUAUAAAACUGGUUGAGUUAUAAUUUGUACUAUGAAAUUAUAUUGUAUCUACGCAAAGUGUCUUCUAUGUCUGAUUAAUCAGAUGUUCUUUUUUUGGGGGGGCGGGGUUCAGACAAAGGGAAUUGGUUUAAAACG